UUUGCUAGUAUAUCUUAGAACAGUUACAAGAUGGCGUUAUCAAAUCCGUUUCUUAUAGUUUUGUUGGGCCUUUCCAGCUGCAUGGGUGUCAAGGCUUCUUGUGCUCGGCCAGACUGCAAUGAGAACGUACCCAGCGAUGCUCCGACCUAUUACCAGUUAGCCGACCCAGAAAACUGUCACAAAUUCUACUACUGCUACGACGACGAUGACGCCGACAAGUUGUACGACAUCACCGAUACGUCUUUCUGGUGCCAGGACCACGGCGCCGUCUUCAGCCAGGAAGACCAGCGUUGCGGUAACUACACGUGCGUCGAGUCGUGUUCUGGCGCAUGCACGCCGUACGAAUGCAAAUCAGAUUCCUUACAAACUAAAAGAUCCGACCCGUUCGAUUGCUCGAUUUAUUACACCUGCUCAGACGGUGAAGCGGUGCAAUGCGAAGGCGACAAACCCUUCUUCGACGGGGACCAGUGCCAGGAGGACGAGUCCAAAUGCUGCCACUGCAAACCCUACUGCAGGCAGGAGGAUAUGUUCAAGAACGUCCUAGACCCUGUGGACUGCAAGAGCUACUAUUUCUGCGUAAAGGACCACGACUUCCCCGCAUUCCAAGCCACUUGUCCCAGCGGCAAUUUCAACCCGUUUACCCGCAAGUGCGAUGACGCUUUCCCUUGCAUCCCUGCUUGCAGCAACGUCGUGGGCUGUGACGGUUGCAUCGACAUCUUUACGUGCGAGCAAUAUGGCAACUGGCCCAAGUGUCCUCAGCGAUGCGAUCCUCAUUACUACCACUGCAGAAAUGAAGACUUAGGCCACGUGGUGCAGGAAAGCGCGUGCCCAAGUCCCAGUGUCUACAACCCUGAUACUGGGAAGUGUGUCACUGAGGGAGAGUGCGCCUACGACCCUCCCUCACAGUGCUAGUACAUCGAGUUCCUGUAUCCCAAAUAAAAACGUAAUUCCAGUCACAUAAUGGAGAAAAA
Messenger RNA from Penaeus chinensis, 971 nucleotides. RefSeq names its product vitamin K-dependent protein S-like. Lineage: Eukaryota; Metazoa; Arthropoda; Malacostraca; Decapoda; Penaeidae. The transcript is spliced from 2 exons. The coding region runs from base 31 to 912 and encodes 293 amino acids. Gene Ontology annotation, molecular function: chitin binding. The record is from RefSeq and is a predicted model, not a curated record. Gene Ontology annotation, cellular component: extracellular region.